GUGAACGUGUUUGAAGUUACUCCUUCUAACUCUGUGCAUAUAAUGUGGCUGAUACCCCAAUACUUCAUCAUUACGGUCUCGGAAAUUAUGUUCUCAAUUACUGGUCUCGAGUUUUCAUUUACACAGUCUCCCAGUAGUAUGAAGUCAGUUUUGCAAGCUGCCUGGCUACUUACUGUAUCUUUUGGUAACUUGAUUGUGGUGAUCAUUGCAGAAGCCAAGUUCUUUAAAAGUCAGAAUACUGUGGAUUGCAAAAAUGACUCAUUAUCUGAAUGCAUGCCUAAUGUCUUGGGAGACCAUCAGGUCAUCAAAGGCCAACACAUCAUCUGCUUUACUUCAUAGCAGACAGGAGAACACAGCCAUUUCCUUCAUGGGGGACUACUGUAAUCUGAAGCAGUGUAAAGACUCUUAAAUCAAAGAAAUAGUUUUUUUUUCCUCUCGUACUCUGGAUUAAACCUGAAGACUUCUCAUUUUCCAGGUACAGAAUAACCCACAAUAGGUUUAGUGCCUCUCAUGAUUAAAGUAAACUUGCUAAAUUAGAAAUCUGUUUCAUGGGUUAAGCAGUGAUUCAGGGUUUCUUCCUCACUACAUCUCUGAGGCUUAAGAAAUAAAAUAUUUAUUGAUAAAAAUAAUUACAUAGAUAUGGGAUAAUGUGAACAUAAUUUAGAUCAUAUUAAGUUCAGCAAAAUGCUUACAAAAAUUCAAACUGAGUGAAAUAAAUUGAGGGGUUUAGCAGGGUAUCAAACAUACAUUGUGCUACAGCAAUGGCUGCCCUGACCUUCACCAGCCUCCAGACACCACUCAUGAUGGCAGGGAAACAUUAUAUGUAAAUUUAAAUAUAGGUGUUAGUUCAACAGCUUUAUUAUACAACACAUGCCCAUCCUGUGUAUACCUGGAGUAUACCUGGAAAGGGUUUUGAGGGUCAAUGCCCCCACAGCUCGGUCUGUGACCAAGUCUCAUGGUGGAUCAGGGCUGAUCUGCCAAGCUGUUACUGCUGGCCACAUGCAGAUCAAUGUACGAACUACAGCCUGGCUGGUCUGGUACUAAUUUUAGGUACCUGUCCAGUGCCUUCUUGAAAAUGCUAGGGGUCAAUUGGUAAUUCCCUUUAUGUAUGCUGUCAAUGGUAGUCUAAAGAUUACAGAGCCACAUAAUGGGUCCAGGGACUGGGUCCUAAAGUUACAGUGGUAAUGAACUGUUUACAUCUCUGUGAUCUGGUUGUAUUCAUAUUGAGUAGAAAUGUAUCAUGCUAGUCUAUCUAUGUUUAAGGAGGAAGGACCCAGGAGCUGGACCUCAAUCCUCAUAAAUAUAAAAACAGAAUGACCUGAGCAUCAACUAGGUAAAAAACAAAGAGUCCAUAUAGGCCAUGACAGGGCUCAGUCAUAUCAGUAGGUCAAAAAUUUUAAGACAGGACCAAGAAGAGCUGGUGCUCUCCUCAGAAUUACAAAUGGGUGAUUUCAUUUCAAUGUAAAUAUGACAAAAUCCAUGGAGUUAGGGAGGCAUCACAGUAGCUAAAUGAUAGAUGUUAUGUUAUGCCCUGCAAGUGGUGGUCACCCGGCUUUAGUGGGAAACUGUCAAUGUGUUAAAAACGUAUCUGUAAAUUGUACAUAUAACCAUCGUUAACGGAGGUUUUUCGUAGGUAUAUAUAAUAUGUAUACAGUAUACUUUUUUAUAUUUAGGAAUUAUGUCAGAGUAACAUUCACAAUCAUUGUGUUCCCGAAAGUUCAUUGUAAAUCGAACUUUCGGUAUUAGGAACCUAUUUUACCAUAAACAGUGCAAAAUGGGUAAAUAUGUUCCCGAGCCCUAAUUUUCUGUAUCUGACCCAUUAUGUGAUUCUUGACAAGAGUUAAUUGUGUACUUACUGUGAUUGUGUUAAAAAUGGGACUGGGAAUAUUAAGUCAAUGUUAAGACAAUGUCACUCGAUUUACAAGAAGUGUUAAGAUAAUGUUUUUCUCAAGGCUGCAGAGCUAAUUGUGAAUACAUUAUUUUUUGCAAUUUUUACAUUAUGCAGUAGUCCCCCCAAAUUUGUGGGGGUUACAUUCCAAGACCACCCGCGAAUUUGGAAAAUACGCGAAUUCUGGACACUGUUAAAAAAAUGCCUAUUUUUAUAGUUUAAACCCUAAAUAUGCCCCAAAACACUUUAAUUUCAAAAUCAGCUUCAUACAUCACCCUUAAAAAGAAAUGUGAAGAUAAACCCGUUUACAGUACUGUAAUGCUAUGUCUCCCGCAGUGCUAGAAUGUAAAAUACCGAUGUUACCUUAUACAUAUAUACUGUAAUUCAUGCAACCCUGUUUUCUUUGGUAUAUGUAUGGUAAAUAUAUGGUAAUAAUUUAGUAAAAGUAAAGUUAAAUGUACGGGUACUCACCAGUAAUGAAUGAUACCGACUGAAGAUGAUGAUGAAUUAGCAGUGCAGUACGAAUUGCUGAAUUUACGUAAAUACACCUACCAUCCGACUUACGACCUGCUCGACUUACGACCACUUGACUUACGACCGUGUUUUUUAUGCCAAAUUUUUGGGAAAUUAACAACUAUUUGUGUUGUACACAGUGUUUAUUCUAAACCUUACAGUAUAAAAUACAGUACUAGCAACAUAGAAAGUAAAGUAAAACAUGAAAUACCAAAAUAAAACAAUAAAAUAGUCAUUACAAAAAUGUUUUGUUGAUAUUCAGUAGUAAAGUUUGACUUACGACCAUUUCGACUUAUGACCGGUUUCUUGGAACCGAACUCGGUCGUAAGUCGGAUGGUAGGUGUAUUUGUUACAAAAUUAUGAAAUUAUAUUUUUAUUAAUAUAAUUAGCAUUAAAAUGCACAAAAAAUUAUAUAUUGCCACAAGAAAAGCCAAAAAAAAUCCACAAAUUUGCUGGGAUUUCCGUGAACAAUUAUUAAUUAGAUUCUAAGGAAAAUCUGUGAAUUACUGAAGCCGCGAAUUCGGAACCACGAAUUCGCGGGGGUUCACUGUAUGUCUAUAUUGCCCUGUGAAAUAAAUCUUUAUAUAAGUU
Molecule: messenger RNA, 2992 nt
Organism: Cherax quadricarinatus
Lineage: Eukaryota; Metazoa; Arthropoda; Malacostraca; Decapoda; Parastacidae
Source: RefSeq, a predicted model, not a curated record